CAUGGAAUUCUCUUAACGGUUCAUUCCCUCCAAUUUGUCCAGCUUGAACAAUGCCGCCAGAAGAAGAGCCAGACUUUUCUUUGAAGGAGACCAAACCAAACAUUGGUGGAGGGAGAGUUUCCGGUGGUGCAAAGCUCACGUCCUCAUUCGACCUCGUUGAGGAGACGCAUUUUUUAUUCGUGAGAGUAGUGAAAGCCAGAGAUUUACCAUGGAACAAUGCCCGUCGCACUUGUGACCCAUUUGUCGAAAUUAAGAUUGGAAACUAUAGGGGAACGACAAAGUUCAUGGAGAAGAAACCAAACCCAGAAUGGAACCGAGUGUUUGCCUUUCGAAAAGAACGCAUUCAGACCUUAUCUGUGGAUAUCACCGUGAGACAAAAAGAAUCCGUCAAUGAUGAGUUCAUCGGUGCGAUUAGCAUCAGUGUGUCCGACAUUCCUACACGUGUUCCACCUGAUAGUCCACUAGCACCGCAAUGGUAUAAAUUGGAGGACAAGAACGGGGUAAACAUGGGCAGAGGAGAGUUGAUGUUGGUUAUUUGGUUCGGGACACAAGCUGACGAGGUGUUUCCUGAUGCUUGGCAUUCGGAUGUAGCAACUGUCAGUGGUGAAAGCAUUAUAAAUACUCGUUCCAAGGUCUAUCUUUCACCUAGACUUUGGUAUCUUAGAGUCAACAUAAUUCAAGGACAGGAUUUGGUGACUCCAGAUAAGAACAGGAACCCGGAGGUUUAUGUUAAGGCAAGUUUUGGGAAUGUGAACUUGAGGAGUAGAGUUUCGCAAGACAAGUCCGUGAACCCUAGAUGGAAUGAAGAUCUGAUGUUUGUUGCGGCAGAGCCAUUUGAUGAUCCUCUGAUUUUGACCGUGGUGGAUAAACUGGGAAAUAACAAGGAGGAGAGCCUGGGAAGGUGUGUGAUUCAUCUAUCCAAGGUGUACAAAAGGUGGCUGCCUGAGCCAGUGGCUGCGAAAUGGUUCAAUCUCGAAAAAGUUUUAGUGGAGAAGUCGGGAGAGGUGAAGGAGCUCAAGUUUGCAAGUAAGCUUCACAUGAGGAUAUCUCUAGAUGGCGGCUAUCAUGUUUUUGACGAAUCCAUUCACUGCAGUAGUGAUUACAGAGCAACAUAUAAGGCGUUGUGGACACCAACAAUCGGGGUCUUGGAGUUGGGGAUUAUAGGUGCCAGUGGCUUGGCUCCAAUGAAGUCAAGAGAUGGACAUAAAACUACUGAUGCUUAUUGUGUGGCAAAAUAUGGGCCUAAGUGGGUAAGGACAAGAACAGCAGUCGACAGUUUUUCUCCCAAAUGGAAUGAACAAUACACUUGGGAUGUUUAUGAUCCAUACACGGUCCUCAUGAUUGGAAUUUUUGAUAACUGUCACCUGCAUGGAGAGGACAUGCUUGGGGGUCCAAAAGACCCGACCAUCGGGAAGCUAAGGAUCCGCUUGUCUACACUUUCUACCAAUCGAAUUUACACAUAUUCAUUUCCACUUAUAGCUUUGCAACCCAGUGGAGUGAAAAAGAUGGGAGAAAUUCAGCUGGCCAUGAGAUUCACAUGCCCAUCUUAUACAAAUUUACUUGCAGCUUACACAAGAACUUUGUUUCCCAAGAUGCACUAUACUCACCCAAUGUCCGUAUACCAGCUUGAUAGUUUAAGGCAGCAAGCCACUCUUGUUCUAUGUUCGAGGUUGAGCCGCACCGAGCCGCCAUUAAGAAAAGAGGUUGUGGAAUGCAUGUUGGAUGCAGGUGGUCAAAUGUGGAGUCUGCGAAGAGGCAAGGCUAACCUUCAGAGACUUAUGGCGGCAUUUAAUGUAUUUGUGGAGGCAUGGAAAUGGUUUGAUCAGAUACGCAAGUGGAAGAACCCUGCUGCAAACGUUUUAGUUCUCUUGUCGUAUUUGAUUAUGUUGUUCUGCCCAAAUUUGAUAUUGCCCACACUGCUCAGCUACUGCUUUUUGAUUGGGAUUUGGCAAUAUGGGAAGCGGCCACGAAAUCCUCCGCACAUGGAUAUCAAACUAUCUCUUGCAGAUUCGACAAAUGCUGAUGAACUGGAUGAAGAGUUCGACACAUUUCCAUCUUCUAGACAAGGUGAUGCACUCAGAAUGAGAUAUGAUCGAUUGAGAAGCAUUGCAGGAAGAGUUAUGAUUAUGGUUGGUGACUUGGCAACUCAAGGGGAGAGGUUUCAUUCGCUGUUGAGCUGGCAGGACCCGAGAGCUACUGCUAUAUUUCUGGCCUUUUGUCUCAUAGGUGCCAUAUUUUUCUACUUGAGCAUGAUUUCCUUGAAAUAUUUCCUCCUCUUUGCUGGCUUAUAUGUGAUGAGACCUCCAAGAUUCGGCCUUGAUGUUCCUUGCGUACCCCAAAACGUCUUCAGGAGGUUACCCACGAGAACAGAUUGCAUGUUAUGAGAAAGAAACUUUCAUUCUUAUUUAUCUUGAUGUUGCAGUAGUAGUCUUUGGUAAUUUUGGACCCUCUUGUUGAAUUUAAA
Theobroma cacao (cacao) is the source of this 2464-nucleotide messenger RNA. Its product is annotated as FT-interacting protein 3-like. NCBI's taxonomy places the organism in Eukaryota, Viridiplantae, Streptophyta, Magnoliopsida, Malvales, Malvaceae. The record is from RefSeq and is a predicted model, not a curated record.